UAUUUGUUCUAAUAUUUCAUUCUAAAACUCCAAGCAUAGGUAAUCACUUCUACAUUCCAUUCCAUUCCAACUGAAACUGUUCGCAAACGUUCUAAUACCGCUCGUCCGGAGUUCGAUACCAAUUGGCACGCAUACUAUGUAAAGCCUCAUGCAAGCCGCCCCCUUGUAAAGCCCCUCUGCACGUGCUAAUAAAAUCUAUACUAUGUAACCUAGGUAGAUAGGUAUAUGUCCCCGACGCCCAUAAAGCAAACAAGACCUGCUGAUAAACGCCACUAAAGGAGUCAACAGGGCUGGUUGGUCUGGCAGGUGGGAUUCGCGUACCUACAUGGUGACCGGGCGACAGAUCUAUCACCAGAUAAGGUCUUGCUGCCGCUGGUGCAGAUGUCUCAAAAUCUUAUCGCCUAGAUCGUAGAUGCGAAAGAGAGCCUUACGCGGUUAUAUAUCGCCCAACUUGGGAAUUACUUAUCUUCUUUUGUUUCUUCUCAUAUUUCCUCCUCGAGCUUCUAUAUCUUACCUCCUGCUACUCUUAUGCUGUACCUGAUUAAAUAACUAUGCAUGUCGGUAUCAUAAUAGCGAUAUUGCGUGGGGUUUAGGCAAGCCAAUCGAAUUUGAUGGAUCUCAGCACUGUGGGCGCUGUCGUCGAGGCUCUGGUUGCAACAUACGCAGCCGGCCUGGAAUACUACACCAAAUGGCAACACCGAAAAUGGCAGGAGAAUCACUACGAGACUCACUCUAGAGGCAAUAUAGGCCGAACCAAUACAUGUGCUUUACGCACGUCUUUGAGUUUCUCCCCAAGCAAAAUUAGGGAGGCAUUUGAUAGCGGGGUAGAUAUCUUCGGCACUGGCUUCUCUGUUGGAGAUGAUGUAUGUCGCGAGAGCCUAAAGCGUGACCUCGAACGUCUACAGGAGCGCGUAUAUGCCUUGCGCAAAGCUACUCGUGCCGACAACGGCUCACUUGAGCUCUUCGAGGCUAUUCGUGUAUCGGAAAGCGUUCGUAUCUCCUGUUUGGCUGCCCUGGCUAGCCAGUAUAAACGAGUUGCCGUUGGCCGUCUAGUGCCACAAAUCCUACCAGGAACUAGACGGCGGUCGAGGCUUAGUGUUAUAACAUCUGAAGAGGAUAUGGCCAAUCCGGUCGCCGUUAAUAACAGUAGUAGCAGUAUUGAUGGCGACGCAGCCGGGUACGCACAGUCAAAAUACGGCCUAGAAGCCCCUAGCAAGCCGCCGAACUCUCAAUCAGAACCACCGUCCCCGCCACUGACUCCCAAGCAAGUUCCAGACGAUCUUCAAUCAAUCCGCACAACGAUCACAUCUGAUUAUUGUCCGCAGCCAAAGAAUAGCGUAUUCAGCAUGUUUUGCCCUGGGGCAUUAGAAUAUCAAGUUAAUCUUCAAAAAGCGAUGCCAGAAAACCAGAACUGUAGAUGUGGAUAUGAUUGGAACGGAGUGCAGACCGAAGAUAAGACCUCCUUCAUGGUGAAGGAAGGGUUUGAGAUUACAGCUCGAUUCCUCGGGAAAUCACAUUGCGACGGCGGGUUUGGGUGCGUUUUAUGCACUUCAAGCGGCAGAACAGAGAGGUACGCAAGGGUUGAAGAUUUGAAGGAUCACAUAAACGCUUCCCACACUAAGUGGCAAUUGCUUCACGAUCAAGACAUGGCCGGCCAAUACGUAGGAAGUAGCAGCUCAACGGCCUCCCCUACGCCAUCAGGCUAAUCGCCGUCUUCGCCAGCUUCUUUAUGCUUAUUUUCAAUCAUUCUAGCAAGCGUUGUGGAAGUUCUGGCGUUGGUAUUAGCUCUUCUGGCGUUGGUAUUAGCUCUUCUGGUGAUGUUAUUAGAGAUACCCGGGAUAGUAGCUAGGUAGUUGGAAGUCACCAUAAACAAAUUUAUGCGUAUUGAUAUGUAUAUUAUGUAGUUAGACAUGUUAUUCUACUGAUUUCCUCCAAGUUGCACUAUGCAUGAAAUCAAGUCGAUGCACGGCAGAUGGCAUAAAUAUCGACCACAAGCUCCUUACCUAGAACACAUCACAUUUAUCAUUUGCAUGUUACUCUAUAAAAACGGUGGAAUUUUCCUCCAUCCCCAACACGUGUUAUCAGCAUAUGGGCAGAGAGAAUCAAC
Daldinia decipiens is the source of this 2107-nucleotide messenger RNA. RefSeq lists its product as uncharacterized. The record is from RefSeq and is a predicted model, not a curated record. NCBI's taxonomy places the organism in Eukaryota, Fungi, Ascomycota, Sordariomycetes, Xylariales, Hypoxylaceae. Bases 612 to 1706 code for a protein of 364 amino acids. The transcript is spliced from 3 exons.